GCCUGCGCGAGGGGCGGGAGGGACCGGCCCCGGCGGCUGGGGAUGGCUGAGGGGGGGCGGGGGGGCCAACUUCCUGGGGCCGCCCGCGAGGAUGUGGCGACCGCCCCCCGGCGCCCCUCAGCCCCAGAGACGCCGCCGCGGCGCAGCCCGCAGCGCCCCUGCCUGAGGCGCCCGCGGCCCGGAUCCGGCCCCUCCCCUCCCCUCCCCUUCCCCUCCCAGGUGCGGGGCCGGGCAGGCGGCCGCGACAGGGCAGGAGCCCCGCGGGCUGCUCGGAAGAAGGAGUUCGGAGGCUCGAUGGAGAAGUUUGGGGAUAUGCUUCUCCCAACCACGUGCCCCCCUCCCCACCUAGGGGCCCCUGGUGGAAGUUGUCUUCUGUUCCCCUGAGAUCUCAUCAUGUGGGCAACCUGCUGCAACUGGUUCUGCCUGGAUGGACAGCCUGAGGAGGCCCCACCGCCCCAGGGUGCCAGGACUCAGGCCUAUUCCAACCCUGGGUACAGCUCCUUCCCUUCCCCCACAGGCUCAGAACCAAGCUGCAAGGCCUGUGGGGCCCACUUUGCAAGCAUGGCCAGGAAGCAGCAGACCUGCUUGGACUGUAAGAAGAACUUCUGCACCACCUGUUCGAGCCAAGUGGGGGCCGGUCCCCGGCUCUGCCUUCUCUGCCAGCGCGUCUGCGCCACGGGCUUCCGGCGGGAGGAGCUCAUGAAGAUGAAGGUGAAGGACCUGAGGGACUAUCUCAGCCUCCACGACAUCUCUACCGACAUGUGCCGGGAGAAGGAGGAGCUGGUGUUCCUGGUGCUCAGCCAGCAGCCCGUCAUCUCCCAGGAGGGCAGGACUCAGGCGCCCCCCUUGGGCCCCGACUUCCCCGAGCAGCAGGCCUUCCUCACCCGGCCCCACACCAGCACCGUGCCGCCUACCUCACCCGGCCUCCCGUCUGCACCCCCCGGCCAGGCGCAGGGCCGGCAGCAGGCCAAUGGCCAUGUGUCUCAGGACCAAGAGGAGCCCGUCUACCUGGAGCGCACGGCUGGAGCCCCUGCUGAGGACGAGACCCAGUCCGUCGACUCAGAGGACAGCUUUGUCCCAGGCCGGAGGGCCUCGCUGUCUGACCUGACCGACCUGGAGGACAUCGAAGGUCUCACUGUGCGACAGCUCAAGGAGAUCCUGGCUCGCAACUUCGUCAACUACAAGGGCUGCUGUGAGAAGUGGGAACUGAUGGAGAGGGUGACGCGGCUGUACAAGGACCAGAAGGGACUCCAGCACCUGGUGUGCAGCGCUGAAGACCAAAACGGGGGAGCAGUGCCGUCCAGCCUGGAGGAGAACCUGUGUCGGAUCUGCAUGGACUCGCCCAUCGACUGCGUUCUGCUGGAGUGCGGCCACAUGGUCACCUGUACCAAGUGCGGCAAGCGCAUGAACGAGUGCCCCAUCUGCCGGCAGUACGUGAUCCGAGCCGUGCACGUCUUCCGGUCCUGAGGGCUCGCGCGGGCUUCUGCAGUGCCUUAGGGGACAGAGCUCCAGGUGUCUGGGCCCACAGUGGGCCGGCUUGCAGACGGCAAGCUAACCAGAAAGUGUGCAGUGUUCCCAAGACCAGGGCGAGCAAAGAUGCUGUCACCUCUGGGCAUGCCUGUCUUGCUUCAGAGGUACACCGUGCGGCUGGCCGAGCCCCAGGCCAGUGGAAACUGGUACAGAUCGCACAGGCCAGUCCCUGUUUUGGUGAUCUUGGGGUGACGAUGGUAACUGAUGGAGAGGACUUUACAGAAUUUCGACCAUAUCUUCCUCCCUUCCUCUGCGAACCUAAACAGUCUCACCCUUCCUCCUGUAGCCCGCCCACCCCCCUGAGCAGCGUGCCUCUGUUUGACCCACUAGGAGUCCUGGUGGGGACAGCUCUCUUCCUCCCCGGCACACCUGGAUUCAUUUCUGGUCUCUCUGGCUCCCUGUGCUUUAACCGACCUUUGCUAAAGUAUCUUGAUACCUUAACCUAAAAUUCAUUUGUUUCUUUAGACCAAAAAGAUGGUAGCUUACCAGACCAAUAGUGAUCCUCCUAGGGACAGAAAUUUGAACCAGUAAACUUAUUUCUGGUGAGAAAUGAAACACAAAUGCGAUUGGAAAACCUCAAGUCAUUAAGAGUUGCUUCCUGAAGUGCUGGAUUGGGAAGCUCUCCCUCUCCUGAGCUGACCUUGGGAGUCAGCAAAGCAUCUGACUUUCAGACUGGUGGGAGAUUCCAGUCUGUGAAAGACAGUACGUGGGUCACCUCUGCUGCUUCUCCUGGGGUCUGACUUUGUGCCAUCCUGUUUUAGUUGAUGAGAAAAAGGGAAAGCGUUGGGUGGAAGCAGUGGCUCUCUGCUUGGCUUUGACUUCUCCAGCGGACAGCCUUAAACCAUUUUCCCCUGAGUACGAGGUCCCUCUUGCCCAUGGAGGUUUUAAACAUGGUCUCGCUUGAAGGUCUCACUGAAGAGACUUAGGCAAAGGGCGUAUUCUACUCGUCAGACAAGCAUGUAAGACUGAGCACUCAGAGGUAUCAGCCCUUGAGCAGACAGCUGCCCGUGUCUGUUCCCCAGGUUGGGAGGGACUCCCGAAUCCCAUUUCCUUUCUCACCCUGCUGAUUUAGGGGCAGGUCAGGAAGAAGCUUUCCCUUGGCUCUUGAGGAAGGGCCGUGCAAUGAGUGAGUGUUGUUCUUGAGCCCUCUCAGGGUCUCUUCACCACUGCAAGAGCUCAAGUUUGCUGGAGAAGCUUAGCCAAGCCCAAACAUACAUUCUGUGCACUAUCAGGAGAGCUGCGUGUGCCGCCAUUACCGUUGGAUGAGCCAUGCAAACCCUCAGACAGCUGAGGGCUUCGGCAGUCACCCCUAUUCCCACCCCGUACAGCUGAGAUCUCUCAGACCAGAACCAAUCACGACUUUGGAAAGCAGUGGGAAACCUGUAAGGGCACCUGUUGGUUGGUACAGGAUAUACUUAAUGCUUUCUCUCCAUCAACCACUAAACCACCUACCUUGACAUUAUAUCAAGUCCUAGAUAGUUUGAUUUUGGGCUACAGCCUUUGUAGGAACUGGGGGGAAUGGAGAUUUCCCUGUAAAGACACCAUCUUUCUGCUGGACAGUAAAUACUAUAGUUUACGGUGCCUACCAGUUUAACAAAGAAUUCAGCUACUCCUUAGUUCCACUGUGAAACAGGUCUGCACAUAGCAGCUCAGCUACAACCUAGCAAUAACUUCAGGGCAGAAGCUGGCUGUUUCCCUGCUUAAAACUUGCUUUCUCUGCUGAGGCCUUACCACUCCCUACCUCCCAGUUUCCCUCUUAGACAUGAGUUAACAAUAUCCUGAUGGUUGGUUUGUAACCUCAGUAAGAAUCAGAACUGAUGUCAUUUACUCAUCUUGGAGAAAGAACUUGCCUUUAAGUCUUCUAAUCCCUUUUGGUGAAGGUUUCCAUUUAGGAGAAAAGGUGUUAAAACAACCUAACCCUAAGCGCGCCCCCCCCACUCCUGCUUUGUAUCUUCUUUAUUACUACACCAAAUAAAGGCUGGGAAUUCUUAAGAUCCCAUUUCAGUUACUAUCUAACUUAGGUAGCAAACUUGAUUUUUAUCCUUGGAUACUCUCUUCUGCCCCUCAUGGAUCCUUGGUCUUAAUUACCAUGGAAACAUCUAAUUCUUCCAUUAUCCCAUGGCUUUUGCUGAUUGUUCUGAGAUUUCAGUUGCGACUUGUUUUAAAAGACAGGACAGCUGACUGGCUCAUAAUACAUUGGAAUAGCUGGAUCCAAACAAGAAAGAAUAAGCUGUACAGGAAUUAGUGCUCAAUGUAUAUUGUAUAAAUUUGUUGAAAUCUUUUGGACGUGAAUGUGUUAUUUCAAGUGGCUUAUAUUAAGAUUUUUCUCAGACUUACUUGGGUGUUAGACGAAACCCAAAUGUGUAUUUUUUGUUACAGAGCUCUGCUUUAUAAUUUUGUAAUAAAGUUUCAACAUAGA
Molecule: messenger RNA, 3949 nt
Organism: Cervus elaphus (red deer)
Lineage: Eukaryota; Metazoa; Chordata; Mammalia; Artiodactyla; Cervidae
Gene: RFFL
Product: ring finger and FYVE like domain containing E3 ubiquitin protein ligase
Exons: 8
Coding region: 394-1467 (357 amino acids)
Biological process (GO): protein K48-linked ubiquitination; proteasome-mediated ubiquitin-dependent protein catabolic process; negative regulation of extrinsic apoptotic signaling pathway via death domain receptors
Cellular component (GO): plasma membrane; cytoplasm
Molecular function (GO): ubiquitin protein ligase activity
Source: RefSeq, a predicted model, not a curated record